AUGAAGUCCACAAAGCCAUUCUUGAUCUUGGUUCUCCUUAUGGACAUUCUAGUUCUACACAUUGUGGCACAAACAAUACUAAAUGUAGAGGAAGAAACUAACAAUAAUGAAGUUGAUUAUGAAGCUCAUGAAGAAGAUGAUGACGAUUUUGGUCAUUCUUUUAGCGGCGCCGGCCGGUCGCUGAGGCAAAGAAAAGGCACUUGGAAUCUCAGGUUAACUUGUAAGAAGUUCCCUAAAAUUUGCCAGUCCAAGGGGAGCCCUGGACCGACUUGCUGCAAGAAGUGUGUUGAUGUGUUGAAGGACCGGAUGAAUUGUGGAAAGUGUGGGAAGAAGUGCAAGUUUAAUGAGAUUUGUUGCCGAGGGAAAUGCGUUAAUCCGUCGUUCAACAAGAAGCAUUGCGGCCGAUGCGGCAAUCGCUGUGACAAAGGAGAGUUUUGCUCUUUUGGUCUGUGCAAUUAUGCCUAG
Molecule: messenger RNA, 465 nt
Organism: Pistacia vera
Lineage: Eukaryota; Viridiplantae; Streptophyta; Magnoliopsida; Sapindales; Anacardiaceae
Product: stigma-specific STIG1-like protein 1
Exons: 1
Coding region: 1-465 (154 amino acids)
Source: RefSeq, a predicted model, not a curated record